Rubroshorea leprosula is the source of this 490-nucleotide messenger RNA. NCBI's taxonomy places the organism in Eukaryota, Viridiplantae, Streptophyta, Magnoliopsida, Malvales, Dipterocarpaceae. The record is from the annotation of a GenBank genome assembly.
AUUCCUUAUUCCAGAUUGUCUCAAUGAAUGGCUAGAGCUUUGGAGUGGAUCAGCUCCUCCCCCGGCCUCUGCAAGUUCGUUGCUCUCCUCUACAGUCCGCAACCACCACUCACCACCACACCACAACAGCCAACAGCCAACAACCACCAUGAUUAUCCACCCUUCGGUCAUCCUCAUCAACUAAUCUACAUCGAAAUCCAUCACAAUCCACAACUUACCUUUCCUCGGCCACAGAACAGGACACAGCACAACAGUAUAGAACAGUGAAAAGGAAUUCAAGUUUAGAAGAAGAAUUUUAACUGAGUUGGUAGGCAUCGUUUGUAAGAAUGGGAACUCCUCUGGAUUUCUUGAACUACCUUAAUCACGACGUGUCACUAAAGAUUAUGACAUUUUUGGAUGAUCUAUCUGAUAUUGUUCGUGCCUCUUCUGUCUCCCGUGAUUGGAAACUACUCUACAUCGAAAUCCAUCACAAUGAAUUGGAAACUGCUUC